Plectropomus leopardus (leopard coralgrouper) is the source of this 4868-nucleotide messenger RNA. RefSeq names its product WD repeat-containing protein 37. Gene Ontology annotation, molecular function: protein binding. Lineage: Eukaryota; Metazoa; Chordata; Actinopteri; Perciformes; Serranidae. The record is from RefSeq and is a predicted model, not a curated record.
UAACGUAGCGGGGCUCGUCAACUGUCAACACGGAUUUGGACAAAAAAUCCUGCGCUGCUUUCUCGCACAUCUAAGAAAAUGUUAGAAACGACGACAUUCAUAUCGAUAUUGCGGAAUAAAACGUUGUAUUUUUAGACUCUGAUUGUAUUUACAGAAAAUUUGGAAGGAGGGAUGCCGGUGGAGAGUGGAAGCAGUGCUGCUGCCCGCCAGGCCAAGCAGAAGAGGAAGUCCCACAGCCUGUCCAUCCGCAGGACCAACAGCACCGAGCAGGAGCGUUCUGGUCUGCAGAGAGACAUGCUGGAGGGACAGGACUCCAAACUGCCUUUGUCUCUGAGGAGCAAUCUGCUGGACCUUUUCAGUCAGAUAGAGAGGGAGUUUGAAAACCUCUACAUUGAAAACCUGGAAUUACGCAGAGAAAUCGAAACGCUGAAUGAUCGUUUGACUGCAGAAGGACAGACUUUCGAAGGGGCAGAUUUAGCCAAAGGAGCACUCAAAACAAAAGCGAGUCAUAGCACCAGUCAGCUGUCACAAAAACUAAAGACUACCUACAAGGCCUCCACAAGCAAGCCGCGUUCAAACUCUUGCCAUGCCAGAGUAGGUGGAUCCCGCAACUUCAGCGUAACCAGUUGGGAGUUGUGGGGUGGAGACUCAUGGAUUGUGUCCAGUUUCAAAGCGACCACGUCCAGAGCCGUGUGCCAGCUGGUCAGGGAGUAUGUCGGCCACAGAGACGGCAUCUGGGACCUAAGCGUUACCAGGACACAACCUGUGGUGCUCGGAACUGCGUCUGCAGACCACACUGCGAUGCUGUGGAGCAUUGAGACUGGGAAGUGCCUCCUCAAAUAUAUGGGCCAUCAAGGAUCAGUCAACUCCAUCAAGUUUCACCCCACUGAACAGAUGGCUCUAACAGCCUCUGGAGACCAGACAGCUCACAUCUGGAGGUACAUGGUGCAGCUGCCCACUCCGCAGCCUGUUGCUGAUAUCAGUCAGCAGACGCCCUGCGAUGAUGACGUGGACUUUUCAGAUAAAGAUGAGGCCGACGGCGAGGUCGAAGGUCCAAACGACUGUCCUUCUGUCCGUGUGCCGACCACGACUCUGCGCAGCCACCAGGGUGUGGUGAUUGCUGCUGAUUGGCUAGUGGGGGGCAAACAGGUGGUGACGGCCUCCUGGGACCGAGCCGCCAACCUUUAUGAUGUGGAGACGUCAGAGCUGGUCCACUCACUCACUGGCCAUGACCAGGAGCUGACCCACUGUUGCACACACCCCACCCAGCGCCUGGUGGUCACCUCAUCCAGAGACACCACCUUCAGACUGUGGGACUUCAGAGACCCGUCCAUCCACUCUGUCAACGUGUUCCAGGGACACACUGACACGGUGACAUCUGCUGUGUUCACGGUGGGCGACAACGUGGUGUCUGGGAGCGACGAUCGAACCGUCAAAGUGUGGGACCUGAAGAACAUGAGGUCGCCCAUAGCAACCAUCCGCACCGACUCUGCUGUCAACAGAAUCAGCGUGUCAGUGACCCAGAAAAUCAUCGCUCUUCCUCACGACAAUCGGCAGGUCCGGCUGUUCGACAUGUCCGGGGUGCGACUGGCUCGGCUCCCGCGGAGCAACAGACAGGGUCACCGGCGGAUGGUGUGCUGCUCCGCCUGGUGUGAAGACAACGCCUCUUGCAACCUGUUUACAUGCGGCUUCGACCGGCAGGCCAUCGGCUGGAACAUCAACAUCCCCGCUCUCCUGCAGGAGAAAUGACCUCCUGCUGCUGUCGCUUAACAAUAAAACUCCACCCGACGUGCGUCUCUGGAGCAUCAAACACUCACAUCCUGCAGGCUUAAAAGGUGGCGUUAAAAAGUUUACUUCUAUCCUUCCUUUUGUCUGUGAAAUCUUGUCACAUGUUGUAACCGACACAAUUUUAGCAAUCACUCGGCGAAAGAUAAGACUUUUAACAGCCGUCUUUUGAGUCUACAGAGGGUCAGUAUUUGACACUUAAAGCUCCCUGAGGUCUGACCUCCGCAGUCUGAGGAGGGAAGGACAAAAAAAUUAAAAGAGGACUUGCGCUCGCUGUCUACUGCAUCUGUUAUGCUCUUUAACUCACCGCUGCCAAUACACACAGAACAUAUCUGUGUGGGUUUUUUUGCACGGAAGCAAUUCCUCACCAUCCAAAAGAGGAAAAAAAACUGUGUACCACUGAUGGAAAAAAAGCACAGAAACAUAACACAGGAGAGUCUUCUUUGUUAAAAAUUAAAAAGCACAUGCUGACGCGGAAGAGUUAGAUAAGUGAGGUGCUUAUUUAAGCAAGUCUAAUCUGUGCCACUAACAGCAGAUGUUUGUUUGGACAAGAACAGAAGUCUGACACUUCCGAGGAAAAAAUCCACUAGCUUUCAAUCAAUUUUAGGUGUUAAUCUGCGAUAACUUGCCCUUUAGAUUUAUUUAAAUUUACGUAUUUCUUUGAUAGGUAAAUGGUAGUGCAAAAUGGCAGCACUUAAAAGAAGCCAAAACUUUAUGAUUCUCAGAAGUUAAAAUCAUCUUUUUUUCAUCAUCCUUUCAGUCUCUCAAACAUUUUCUGCCUCUGGAAAUAACGUGACAACACAAACCUUUGUCGAAAACGUGUUUGGCUGGUUAUCCACUGUGGUUAGCUUUUUGUUAAAAAAUGAUUUUUUUACUUCUGAGUUUCAUUCCAAAAUGUUUUUGUUUGGCACCUGAGGUUUGCAGCUCAACAUCUGUUAAACACUUUAAAACUGUCUAUCAUGUGUCAGAGCUCUCUCGGUUGUCACAGCUUAGUUCUGCUCAGCGACAGACACUCUGGAGACUCUGUGCGAUAAAGUAAUGCACCUUUUUGAAAGUACUUAUAGCUUUUUGUUGCUGUUUUAGAAAAAGAAAAAAAACGCCUUUGCAGCUGCUGUAUAUAGUCAGCACAGUCCGAAUGGAAAACAGCUCAGUGCUUGUGAGUUUCAGCUGCUGGCUGGUCGUAAUGUUGUCUGCACAGUCAGACACUUUGGCACAUAAUGGUCCUAUUCUGUAGUAAUAAUCGAGAUGGCUGAUAAAGGGUAAGAAAUUGUCUGGUUUCUCUUCUGUGGCAACCUGAUAAAAAUGUGAGUAAAAACAUUUCCUGUGCUGGCAGCGGUGCUGUGUUUAAAAACGGUUUCUCUCCAGUGUGGUUCACUUGUACUGCUGGCAUGUUGUUCGCCCUGAAGACAAGAGUGACAUACUACAAAUCACGAUUCUGGGUGGCUUUCAGAUUGAACCUGAACAAGUCUGUUACAAGCAGGAAAUCACUGGAUGGUAGCAAAUAAUUUUGAAGAAGAAAAGAAAUGAUGCCAGCUGGGUUAAAGCUACAAACACAUGAUUUACUCCAAUAGAAAGGCAGCAGUCUCUAAUAAAAGAAGCUAUAUGCAAUGUGUUAAUUAUUAUGCCAUUUGCACAAUUAUAUUUAUCUCUGAAAGACAAAAAAUAUAAAAUCUUAGAUUACUUCUGCAAAGAUUCUGUAAUUGUAACCAAAAACUAGUUUAUCUUGACUUCUUGCUCCAUGUUUUAAAAACGUUAGCUAACUUUUAAGGAAAAAAAAUGUAAACAAUCUAAACUCUGUUAUCUGCUCACCAAUACAUAAAAAGGACUAUUGCUAUAAUAAUAAUUAAAGGUGUACUUCGGAGGGUUUAUGUCAGUAACUGUUUGUAAACAACAUUUAAACUUAACCCGUCCUAACUACACUGCUUGCACAGACACUGCAAGCUAAUAUUGUAGGAACGUUACAUUUGUUGUAACAAAAAACCAAACUUCAGAAAUUGCCAGCAUCUACCUGUUAAACAGAAAACAGGCCAGCUCCGCCUCGCUAUAUAUCCCGAUCGUCUCCUAAUACCUGCUCACUACGGUUACAUAAAGUCUCAACCUCAUCUGGGUGCUGUUAUUGGCUGGGGACUACACGCCCAGAAACACCCCGACCACAGCAAAAUAAGAGAAUACAGGCACAGUCCUUGCAGAUACAGACACUGUCAAACGUUCUAGUGCAUCAUAAGUGAUAUAGAGAAAAUUGCUUUUGUAAGAGUCUGUAUUUUGUGUGUGUUUAUGUAUGAAAAUCCUGCAUAGUGCACCUUUAAAGUUUUGCAUUAUAGCUUCCAGCCACUAAUGACAGCACUCCAGUCAGUGAGUGAAGAAGAAAUCCUGCGUCAUUUUAAAUUACUUAUAUUAAUUAUAAUCAUUCAAUCUACAUUUUAAAGACUGGCAAAAAUGCUUGAGUGACUGAAAUGUUUAAGCUCUGUAUGUUAGCCAUCCAGGACCAUGAUACGCAGAACUAGCAUGUGGUAAAAUGACUGAAACCUAUUCGCUAGUGACAGUGUUUCACUCCACUGUGGGCCUCGGUAGUAUGGCUUCUCUCCAGGGUGGAUGCUGAUGUUUUCUCCCAGCACAGACAAGUGUUAUAAACUCUUAUACUGGUCACAUAGGUCAGCUUCCUCUCCUGAGUGGAGGCUUUGGAGUUGUGGGUGUAUUCCUUAAUGGCUAAAACUUCUCCUGUGUUGGUCCCAGUAGGCAGGUUUUUUUCUCCUCCUACGUGAUCUUCUAUGUGAUCACUCUGCUCACAGUGUUGACGUCUGGAUCUGACUGUGUUUCUGUCUCUGUAAAGCCAUGAACCAGCCACUGUGUGUCUAGUAGACAGAAAAAAAAGUCAUUGCCCUGUUGACAGUUUAUUGUUAGAGGCUGAUAAAUAUACAGACAUCCAAGAUUUGUGUGCAAGGAGAAAAGGUGACAUCAGUGUUUCUGUACAUGUGCAAAUGAAAUCUUUAGUCUCUAAGAGCAACAUCUGUUGGUUGUUAGGCAGGGCUGGGUAUCGAGAAAUAAUACCUCUAGUAUGCCUAUAGUAUACUCAGUGUAAAGCU